Messenger RNA from Salvelinus sp. IW2-2015, 5619 nucleotides. RefSeq names its product myocyte enhancer factor 2d (gene mef2d). Lineage: Eukaryota; Metazoa; Chordata; Actinopteri; Salmoniformes; Salmonidae. Gene Ontology annotation, molecular function: RNA polymerase II cis-regulatory region sequence-specific DNA binding; histone deacetylase binding; DNA-binding transcription factor activity, RNA polymerase II-specific. The record is from RefSeq and is a predicted model, not a curated record. Gene Ontology annotation, biological process: heart development; positive regulation of transcription by RNA polymerase II; cell differentiation.
GAAUAUCUCUUGCCUAUUGGUCCGGCUAGUGUCAAUCAUGAAGCAGUGCCAAUCAAGAUAGAUUGGGCAGCAGCAGCUACAUUGUAUCGUUUGACAGAACUAAAUAGUUACAUUGUACAUCAAGAGGAACGAUUUUUAAAAUUUAUACUGACGUCGACAGACAGACUGUUAACAUAAUCUUUAUUCCUCAAUCAACAUUUUAAAUACAUAGUCAUAUAUCUUUGAAUCUCCGGUUUUACCAGACAGAUGUGGAUACAGUUCUACAGGGAGUAACACACCUGCAGUAAAGAGGGGAAGAGGAUCCUAAUUCAGAGGACCAGUGGAUGACCUGCCUACUGUACAGACCAUGAUCUGAAGGCCCCGCCACGUGGCCCCAUUCUUUCUUCUUCAUUAUUUCCUGCAGGGGAAAGAGCUCCUAGACUAGCCGCCUCAGACAGGUGGAGCGGAGGGAGAUAGAGAGAGUGUGUACAAGAGAGUGUGACAGCCAAGCGCCUAGUCUGCAACAGUGCCCACCAACCACCUCCACAGGACAGCCGUGCCCUCUGACCCCGCCACGCCCCCUGCCCCUCCCACCGCCAGACCGGAACCAUGGGAAGGAAAAAGAUCCAAAUACAGAGGAUUACAGACGAACGGAACAGACAGGUGACGUUCACCAAGAGGAAGUUUGGCCUGAUGAAGAAGGCGUAUGAGCUGAGCGUGCUGUGCGACUGUGAGAUCGCCCUCAUCAUCUUCAACCACUCCAACAAGCUGUUCCAGUACGCCAGCACCGACAUGGACAAGGUCCUGCUCAAAUACACCGAGUACAACGAGCCCCACGAGAGCCGGACCAACGUCGACAUCAUGGAGGCUCUGAACAAGAAAGAGCACCGGGACUCAGAGAGCCCAGACCCUGAGGAGCCCUUCUCCCUCACCCCCCACACUGAGGAGAAAUACAAAAAAAUUGACGAGGAGUUUGAUAAAAUGAUGCAGAGCUAUAGGCUGUCAUCAGCUGUCCCCCAGCCCACUUUCUCCAUGCCCGUCACAGUGCCAGUGUCCAAUCAGAAUGCUCUCCAGUUCAGUAACUCUGGCGGCCUGGUAACCACCUCCUUCGUCACCUCCACCCUCACAGACCCACGCCUGCUGUCGCCACAGCAACCUCUCCAGAGGAACACUGGGUCUCCAGGGUUACCACAGCGACCGGCCAGCGCAGGUGCUCUAUUGGGAGGUGAACUGAGCAACUCCAACGGAGGAUGCCCAAGCCCUGUUCCGAACGGCUACAUCAGUGCCAGGGCCUCCCCCGGCCUCCUCUCCGUCUCCAACGGCAACAGCCUGGGGAAAGUAGUCCUGGCCAAGUCUCCACCUCCGCCCAGCCCUCAGAUGGUGAACAGCCGCAAGCCUGAUCUCCGGGUCAUCACCUCCCAGAGCGGCAAGAGCCUGAUGCAGCUGACCGAUGAGGAGCUGGAGUUGGUGAGUGAGAAUGCUCAGCGGUUAGGCGGUUCUCAAGGGAACCUGUCCACACCAGUGGUUUCUGUGGCGACGCCCAGUCUCCUAGCCCCCUUCUCCGCCAUGCAGACGGCCUACAACACUGAGUACCAGCUGACAAGUGCAGAUCUCACAGCGCUCCAGACAUUCACGCCAUCAGGGCUGCUGCCUAGCAACAUGUCCACCUGGCAACAGCAACCAGCAGUAUCCCAGCAGCAGCAACAACAGCAGCAGCAACAACAACAACAGCAGCAACAACAACAACAGAUCAGCUUGGCGUCACUCAGUAAUUUGGUCAUGUGGGGCGCAGAGAAACAGAACGGGGAGAUGGCUAACUGCAUCUCCAAUUUCGCUGCUAACCUGAGCAUGGCCUCUCAAUCAAACUUGCUAUUUGGCAGGGAAGAGGGUCUCUGCUGGCCGGUGGGCCACUUACCUCAGGGCACCAUGCUGACGAUUAACACCAACCCCAACAUCAGCAUCAAGUCGGAGCCCGUGUCACCCAACCGCGACCGCAGCACCCCGUGCUCCACAGCUGGGGGUGCCGGAGGAGGGGGCCUAGUGACCAUCACAGGGGCCCCUAUGUCAGGCCAGUACCCAGGGGCCCUGCGCCUGGAGCCGUCCACCCUGCAGGGCCGCUCGCCCGUCGGCAGCCUGAGCAGCAACGGCAGCUCCUACGAGGGUGACCGGGACGAUGGGGCCCAAGGACGGGCCCAGGACUUCCACCACCAGGGAGGGGCCUCCUCGGCCAUGGGGCUCCUGAGGCCCUCGUCCACUCAGGAGCAGCAGGAGCAGGAGGGGGCCAACGUGAAAAGAAUGAGACUGGACACCUGGGUCACAUAGAUGUGUAGAACAAGAGAGUGAAGGGAAGAGAUGCCCCAUCCCCCACCCUUUUACCGUAUGUACAGUAAAUGCUGACCUCACACACAUGCCUCCACCACACACAAACACACACACAUGCACCGGACACACCCAUUUGCGCAUGCUCUUACACUCUUGCACACACUCUUUCUCUCACAAAUGUAUGCGUUGACACACAAGCUACAUACUGUUUUACACUAUAUUGUACUAAACACACACACACACUUUCACACAAACACCCUCUAUAGGGGCAGAGUCACCGAACCAGGGAUUACAUGUCAACAUAGUGUGUUGGACAAGAUUAGGAUUGGAAUGAAUGAGUUCUCUUUUGUUCAAGCUGGCUCGGUCUCCUUUUCGUUUUGAAGGGAGAGAGAGCAGCUAGAAAACUGACUGAUUAUUGACUGACUAAUGGCUUUGCUGGGUUUUCUGUUUACCCUCUACAUCACAUAAUACACACCUGGUAUCCUCCUGUCUUUUAUCCACAGUAGGUCUCUAGUCCAGCUGCACUGCUCUGUUGAGAAACAGUAGAACAACCAAAAUGAAUCCACUUCUUUGUAUCUGCCCAGUGGCACUGUUAUAUCCAGCUUUUGGUGUUUUUGUAAAGAGUAUGAGAUUGGUGAAUGAGAUUUUAACUGUUUUUUAAAAAUAUAUAUUACGUCCUCUCUCUGUCUGACUGUUGUCCAUCAACCAUCUUUAAAUUUCUAUUAACAUUUCUGUUUUAGAUUUGAGAACCCAAAAUUCACUGAGUCAAACUGAUUAGCUAUCCAUUUUAGAAGACAGGAUUUACUCUUCUAAAGUGGAUGAUCCUUGUUUUGUUUAGUUUUAGCCAGGUAUUUAAUCAGAACCAUGCAAAUAGCUGUUUAAUCUGAAACAUCGAUACCUUAUCUAGGUCAAAUACUGUUUUAUCAGGGAAGGGCUGCCCUAGCUCUAUGACACAUGCUACAGAUACCUACCGAUCAACUUCAGAUGCUGCGUGUGUUUCCUGUUCUGUGAUAUUUAUUUCAAAUGCUCUUUUUGUGUUUUUUUUUACUACCUUCUUGACUUUUCAAUUUUCCCCACGCUCAAAUCCAUCCACACUCACACACAAAAAAUGUUGUUGUUAAACAAUGCCUGUGUUUCAGAAGGCUCUGAAUAGGAGAUGUAAACUGGGAGAAAAAGUGAAGAACUGUGUAUAUAAGCAAUUUGUUCUGUUUCCUUCUGUAUGGCUUUUGUAUAGCAGGGACAUUGUUUUUUGAGGGUAACAUAUAGAGCAUAUAAAUAUAUAUUUAAACAGCAGCGAUAGCAGAUCUUGAGAGUAAGUGAUGAACUGCAUACGAUGCAGAGAAAACGAUAGACGACAGGGAUUGUAUAUAGAUAUAUAUGUUCACAUAUGUUCAGCAGGAUAUCCCUAAAAGCUAAUGUGUUGAUUCUCAGUGGAUCUGUCUUUCUAUUUAUGUGUGUGUACAUAGGUGUACUAGGUUGCAAAGCCAAGUGAGGGUGCUAGAGGGACAGAAAAGGAAGUAGCAGUGGAUUGGACUGUUUGAGUGAGCAGUGGUUAGUACUCUGACGGAGCGCACUUUAACCUCUUCCUCCCCCCAAGCCCCCAAAAUGCCCCCUCUCUUUAAAAGCCAGGUGUCCUCCAGAAAGGGAUAGUCAUGUCUGCAUGUCCUCAGGCACGUCAAACUCAUUCAACACACACACAAACACAUUUACACACAUUAGCCAGACAAGUAUCCCCUGUGCUUUCUGUUAGAGGAGAGUUCCCUGGCCACAUUAAUUAAUUACAGUAUUUCACUCAUUGAACCGUGGUGUGAACUCGACCGCUCCCUACCAGUGACUUAAGACAAGUCCAUCUCACGCUCAUUUGACCCCUGCCACUAUCAAUUUUCUGCCAAAACGCCUCAUUGCUCCACACACUCAAACACCAUAUUCGCAUAUACUCUGCACUCUGUCCAGAACAGGUUCAAAUGACCUCCCAUUGGCUCUUUAUCGUUUUAUAUCGUUGUAGUUGUUGCCGUAGGGAUUGUGCAGCCUGACUCGUCAGGAGUCUAGACGAUCGUCUAGAGGCGGAUGGCAGAGAGAGAGAGAGAGAGAGAGAUCACGACUGCCGGCAUGUUCGCACACCCUUGGACUGUAAGACUGUUGUGUCCUAAGCUUUGAACAAAACAUUGACCCUGAUGUUCGUUUUUUUUCAUAAAAAUGGUAGCUAUGUCUUGAAUAGUGCCACACGCCAUGAAGCAAUGUUUCAUAACUAGACUAAAUGGUGACUAGUGGAAGCAGACUAUGGGGAGAUGGUUGGUUAGUACUCUGGACGUUGGCCAAUUGAGGUGUUGCAUAAAGCCCUGACAUUAUCUCAGAACAACACUAAGGGUCACUGUAAUCACAAAUGAAAAGACAAUCGUCAUGACAAUAGUUAACCUGCGCCCCCAUAUUCCCCAUGUAUAAUGAAUGAUGUUUAGAGAAUCUCACUUUCCAGUGUUAAUUUGUGCUGGUGACAGUUCUAUUGUCUGUUUUUAUUAUAAUUGUUCUAUGAUAAUUGCUAUUAUUACUGUUAAUAUUAUCAUUAUUGUGACCAUCGAUGGUAAUUGUAAUGAUGAUAUAGAAAAGGCAAUUUUAUUUUUUGCGGUUUUGUGUAGGUUAGGAAUCUUGUUUUAUUUGAAUUUUAUUUUAUUAUAUAUAAAUAUAUUUUUGUUUUGUUUUCAUUUUUCAUUUUGUUUUUUCUUCAAAGGGUGUACUAAAAUUGCACGAUUUAUGACGUAAAACAAAACCGCUGUUGUAAUAUUAGUACAUGUGAGAUCAUGAAAGGUGGUAAACAAGUUUAAUAUAAUAACCAGUUCAAUGCUGCAAUUUUUUGUCAAAUGUACAAAACUUAGUCUACAGAUAGUAAAGUGAGGACAAGACACAUUUAAUUUAUUUCUGACCAGACACAAAGAUGUCAAUGCAUGGGCGUAACACAAAAAAAGAAUGAAUCAUAUUAUAGGAAAUACAUAUGAAAUGUAAUAUCAAUAAGAAUAUACAUCACACAGAAAUAAAAUAGAAAUUGAAGAAAAAAGUACUAUUAUAGCUAAUAUAUUGUGUUCGGCUAGUCUGCUUUUUGUUGUAAACAAAAUUACGUUUUUUUGUUGUUUUUGGAGAAUGAUAUACAAUUUGUGUAUAUUUUCAUAAAUAAAGUAUGCACUGAUGUUAUUACAAAUUCUAUACUGCUUUUACAAAAAAAGUGUUUGUUAUUGUACCAAAGUAUCCAUUUGUCCCUUCUUACCCUCCCCUUUUUGCUUAUGUUUUAUCGUAUUUUAUAUAUUAAAUAGACAAGUUGACCUACAA